This is a messenger RNA of Penicillium canescens, 186 nucleotides long. RefSeq lists its product as uncharacterized. Bases 1 to 186 code for a protein of 61 amino acids. The transcript is spliced from 2 exons. NCBI's taxonomy places the organism in Eukaryota, Fungi, Ascomycota, Eurotiomycetes, Eurotiales, Aspergillaceae. The record is from RefSeq and is a predicted model, not a curated record.
AUGCCGGAAAGCAGCCGACCGAGCCGAAGCACCAUCAAGUCUCUUUUUUCAUGGCGCCGUAGCCAGAACGCGGAAGUCAAAGAUGAUUCUAGGUCUGAGAUUACCCUUGUUGCGGACCAGAGAUAUAAACCACAGAGACCACCUGAGAUCCCUCGGAACUUUAAUCGUGAGACACUUCAGCCCUAA